This is a messenger RNA of Mesitornis unicolor (brown roatelo), 2163 nucleotides long. It is a transcript of the gene LRCH1, whose product is annotated as leucine-rich repeats and calponin homology (CH) domain containing 1. The record is from RefSeq and is a predicted model, not a curated record. Gene Ontology annotation, molecular function: protein binding. The transcript is spliced from 20 exons. The annotation marks the transcript as partial. NCBI's taxonomy places the organism in Eukaryota, Metazoa, Chordata, Aves, Mesitornithiformes, Mesitornithidae.
GAUAGCUGUGUGAGAAAGGAGUGCGAAAAAUGUGAGAGAAACAGUCCUGCAGAUGCCAGGGUCAGUGAAGGACAGGGAGGAGGUGUUCCAGAUGCUGGAGCAGAGGUUGCCCUGCAGCCUGUGGAGAAGAGCAUGGUGAAGCAGGUUGUCCCCCUGCAGCCCAUGGAGGACACCAUGCUGCAGCAGAUGGAUUUAUCCAAGAAUAGAUUAACUGAGGUUCCUACGGAAUUGUGCCAUUUUGUGUCACUGGAAAUGCUAAAUCUAUACCACAAUUGUAUUAAAAUUAUACCAGAUGCCAUAGUAAACUUGCAAAUGCUAACUUACUUAAAUUUGAGUCGAAAUCAGCUUUCAUCUUUGCCAGCUUGCCUGUGUGGUCUUCCUCUAAAAGUCUUAAUUGCAAGUAACAAUAAGCUCUGUUCCCUUCCGGAAGAGAUAGGUCAACUAAAACAGUUAAUGGAGCUGGAUGUCAGCUGUAACGAAAUCACAGCUUUGCCACAGCAGAUAGGCCAGCUGAAAUCUUUAAAAGAACUGAAUGUCAGAAGAAAUUACCUCGAAGUUUUACCCCAAGAACUAGUGCAGCUUCCCUUGGUAAAGUUUGACUUUUCCUGCAAUAAAGUGCUAGUGAUUCCGAUUUGUUUUAGAAAAAUGGUGCAGUUACAAGUAUUGCUGCUUGAGAACAAUCCUUUGCAGUCUCCACCAGCACAAAUUUGUACAAAGGGUAAGGUGCAUAUAUUCAAAUAUCUGACGGUCCAGGCCUGUCAGAUUAAAACAGCAGACUCACUCUAUCUUAAUGCCAUAGAACAACAGCAUUUGCCACAACCCGUGGAAGAAAGUAAAAAGGACUCAGAUUCAGGUGUUGGUAGUGAUAAUGGCGAUAAACGUUUAUCAGCAACAGAGCCAUCUGAUGAAGAUACUAUCAGCUUUAACGUUCCAAUGUCUGACAUUGUGGAAGAAGAUCAGAUUGUAAAGGAAGAUCCAGGUCACCAUGCUAACUCAAGAAAAGUGGACUUCCAUCAGGGACCUUCUCACUUGAUUGUCAGUGACAAGUCAAGAGAUACAGGAAACCAGUUCGAUGAAUCGGAUACUCUUACUACUGAAUUUAUGAGUUACAUUAAGAGCAGAGCAGCAGAGUGUGAUGAAUUACUGAGAAUAGAAGAGGACGCACAAUGGCAAACAGACGAAAUAGUAAAUUUAUCAGAAGAGCAAACUAUUGAUAUAGCAAUGAUAGAGCAACUAAGAGAAGCAGUAGAUUUAUUACAAGAUCCCAACAGAUUAAGCAUGGAUAUUUCAGAGAGCAGUGGUGUGAAUCUGUAUCCCAUGGAACCAGCAGCAGCUUUAGAAUUUCAGGAGUCUACAGUAAACGAUCAAAUGCAGAUGGAGAUGUCUUCCUUUGGUCAGGUACAGAAUGAUCUAAUUGUUUGGAAUACAAGUGGGCAAACUUCUCAUAAUGAGAACAAGGAUAAAAGUCCGACAAUGUCUCCUACUACAAACACCACAAUUCCUUUUGGCCUGAAGCCACGAUCAGACCCAUCCCUCAGUCUUCCUCCUAUCUCCUUCAGCACACUUACACAGGCACAAACAUGGGACAACUUUAGCUACAGUAUCCCAUCUGAACGAGACAGUGACAAUGUGUUCUUAAGACCACAAAGAAAUUUGGAAUCAAUAGACCCACAGUUUACAAUUCGAAGGAAAAUGGAGCAGAUGAGAGAAGAAAGAGAGCUUGUGGAACAGCUACGUGAGAACAUCGAAACAAGACUAAAGAUUUGUUUGCCUGAAGACUUGGGAUCUGCUCUGAUGGAUGGUGUAGUGCUCUGCCAUUUAGUAAAUCAUGUUCGUCCUCGGUCUGUAGGAAGUAUUCAUGUACCUUCACCAGCAGUACCUAAACUUAGCAUGGCCAAAUGCAGGAGAAAUGUGGAAAACUUUCUGGACGCAUGUAGAAAACUGGGGAUACCAGAGGCUGACCUCUGCUCUCCGUAUGACAUCCUGCAGUCGGAUAUUCGUCACAUUCGAAAGACUGUUGACACUCUGCUCGCCCUCGGGGAGAAAACCCCACAAUCAACUUCUACCUUUCGCUCCUGGGAUCUUAUAGGCUUUUGUCUUUUCCACAUACUUUUUAUAGUCUUGAUGUAUAUAACUUAUCACUGGAAUGUGCUAACAGCAUAA